AUGGCGACCAUCGUUCCACAUGGGCAACUUGCAAAAUAUCCUUGUGACACACAAGAAGAAGACGAUCCUAGCUUCGGCCAUGCUCCGUUGUCCAAUCUAGCUGGAACGACCGGCGACAACGCACCAGGAGAACCAGACGAUCUCGUCUUGGGCUUCGGAACCAUAGUUCCCCGCUGGGACACCAGAGCAUCAGAAGGCACAAAACUCCAGUACUAUGUGCAGACAGAGGGUUUUCCAUCCACCGACCAAGCGAGAAACGCGGCAGCAACGUUUCAAAAAGCCGCAGAUUCGUGGAACGAACUGAAGACUGGCGUCACUAUCUUGCAGACGACUGAUCUAGCAAGCGCAAACUUCUACCUGGUAUACAAAACCAAUCCUACAUCAGGACCCGGAACAAAUACUCUAGCCCGAGCAUUCUUCCCUCACGAAAUAGGUCAGGACGUCGUGGUCUUUCAACGAGGCUUGGAACCCAGCUACAAGUCCAUCCUGAAUAACGUGUUUCAACACGAAAUCGGACACAUACUUGGUCUGCGGCAUGAAUUUGCCAUCACAGGAGACGAGAGCAAGAGAUUGAGGGCGGAAGGUAAUGGUGCGGUCCAGUUCAUGGAGAUGAAUUAUGAUUCGAUAAUGAGUUACAAUAUGCCACCGAGAAUUCAGGAUAGUGACAGAGAACAGGUAGUCAAGUUCUACCAAAUGCCCAAUGGGUUUAUGCGCUUAUUCCCAGUGCUGGAGGAUGGCGACGACAACCAUCGGCACGAACAAAACUCGACAAAGAAGAGGAAAGCUCUACACGAUGUUGAUGAUACAGAUGCACGUUUGAACAGUGCUGGGGCCUCGUCCAAAGCACCAAAAAUCGAUGCCCAAGCACGAGCAUCCGCCAGUAGGCCUACUGCCCAACUUUCGAUUCAGGCCAGCCAAAAUACACGUCCAGAGUCACGUCUGAGCGGACGUCGGGCUGUGAUCAAAGACUGGCCGCAGAUUCAAGAAGUCGAUGCUUUCACCAAUGCAUCAGUUGGCGAGCAGCGUGCCGAGAUCAAGAGAUAUAUGAGGGAUCUUCAAGAGUACGCUCGUGCGAUCCAGGCCGGUACAAUACCAACACACUUCGUCGCCAAGUUUUUUCGGCGGCUCGGCACACACUUCCAGCAUCUGGACAACGCCCGUGAUCGCUUGAUCGCUCUCCAGAGCAAACAAGUCGCACGAGAAGCACAAAUCUUGGCCCUGAUUCAGGAAUCGACGGCUGAUAGCAAAGAAGAAGCAGAUUUGUACAACAGCAUGAUUGAGGACAUUGUUCAGGAAUCGCAGGAUUAG
Lithohypha guttulata is the source of this 1308-nucleotide messenger RNA. RefSeq lists its product as uncharacterized. The record is from RefSeq and is a predicted model, not a curated record. Gene Ontology annotation, molecular function: metallopeptidase activity. Bases 1 to 1308 code for a protein of 435 amino acids. NCBI's taxonomy places the organism in Eukaryota, Fungi, Ascomycota, Eurotiomycetes, Chaetothyriales, Trichomeriaceae. The transcript has 2 exons.